AUGCUAGCAACCCGAGCAUUUUCAGCUCUGGUGGUGGGCUUCCUGUCAUCCAGCUCGUUGGCUUUGCGAACAAGUCAGUCCGAGGUACCUACAGAUCUUGUACAGCGUGGUCUCGCAGCCAUUGGCAUCAACUCCAACACGUCCGAUGUGCGCAAUGUGAGGAUCAGUGGCUCUCAAUUCCGCACCAAGUCUAUCGUCACAACGAUAGCCCUGGAUGGCAUGGACCAAACAGUCGUCCCAUAUGGUAGCCAGACGAUCACGUAUUCGUACGAGACAGGCAGUCUGAAGCAGCGCAUUGACAAGGUUUCUGGCUUAGGGACUCUUUGGAUGUUUGCCCGACCGGAACUCGAACCUAUGGACUACUCUGUAGUAGUACAAGGUGGUGAUGACGCGUUUGCUGCUGUGGUCAGGGGAAGCUAUGCGCUUUUUGACCCGACGGCUGCUCCAGAAGGCUACUUGGAUGGGUAUCUCGCGGCGUAUAUGAUCUCCGACGGUCAAAAGUGGGAUCCGUUGCUGCUCAGCAAGAUAUCUGCAAAUGAAUCCACCCUCCGUUUCGAGCCGGUGGAAGGAGACUUACUACUUCCAGCAGGUUGGUCAUCACCUACUUUGCUUUUCACAACCUUUCUAACUCGGCCGUUAGUGUUUGACCAAGUACUGAACAUGUCAAUCAUCUUCAACCCCGACACUUACCUACCCUUCGCUAUCCGCACAUACGAAGACCAUCCCUUUUUCGGUCCUUCGACGAACGAUCUCCGAGUAUACGACUUUAUCUCGGUUAACGGCCUCAUGAUACCCCGUCAUUACAAGACCAUAUACAACAACCAGCGCUUAUGCAUCGACUUCCUUGCAGAUGACAUAUCGGUCAACACUGAAGUCGAGCCAUCGUUCUUCGAUGUCUCCGUCGAACGCGGCGAACUGAGCAUUCCCGUCGUUGACCCUGCCCUGACUGCUGAGAUCGGUGAGAAGUACACGAAUUACAUCUGGUUCGGUCGGAACAACUUCACAGUCGAUUCGCUCAGUGGAUCGCAACCGUACGCAGAUCUACCCGGCGUUUGGGUCGUCCGACCACCUGGUGUAUCCGCGUACCGCCAGAUCCUGCUUGAAACUGACACCUAUGUUGCUGUUCUGGAUGCUCCUGCUGAAAUCGUGGCGGUCUUGCUCGAAUGGGUCAGGAUCAACAUUGGAAAGCCAGUGUCGCAGGUGUGGCCUACGCAUCAUCAUCACGACCACGCUUUCGGUGUCAAGGGCUACGUCCAGAACGGAGCGGAAAUCGUCUGUCCUAAGAUGGCUGAGUCGUACUACGCCGAUAUCCCCGGCGCCAAGUUCGAAACCUUUGAACGCGGAGCGCCACACAUCAUGGAGACCAACGGUUUCAGGGCCACGUUCAUCCACAUUGAAGGCAGCAUUCAUGCCCAAGACCAUAGUGUCGCCGUCAUCAUGCCUGCUUGCCCCACUGAGGACAGCACAGUCGUUGUGUUUGAUGCCGAUCAUGUCACCCAAGCGCAGUUGAUGGCAACACACAAUGACCAUAACGAGAUUGCUCAACUGGUUAACGCUAUGGUGAAGCACCGGGUAGCGAAGUCAGCGGUGUAA
This is a messenger RNA of Alternaria conjuncta, 1593 nucleotides long. RefSeq lists its product as uncharacterized. NCBI's taxonomy places the organism in Eukaryota, Fungi, Ascomycota, Dothideomycetes, Pleosporales, Pleosporaceae. The coding region runs from base 1 to 1593 and encodes 530 amino acids. The transcript has 5 exons. The record is from RefSeq and is a predicted model, not a curated record.